AUGCCUGUUUGUAAGGCAGUUGGUAUUGAUAUUGUGCUGCAUAAUAUAGAAAAGGCUGGCAAUGGCUCUCUCUCAAUGGAUCAGAUCUUAAAUUCAGUAUGUGCACAACAUGAAUCCAAUAGUUUUGUUAUUGGGCACAUAGCAAGAGAGAAGCCUGAAGGCAAGGUUCUUGAAGAAUGGUAUCAAAAGCUGCAUGGAUCUAGGUUAAAGCUUUAUGAUGUUUCUUGUGGCAUAUCUGAGCUUCUUUCUGUGAAAGAUGCCUCUGAGAUUAUGUAUGUGAAAAAGGCUGCAUAUUUAACUGCUUCAGUCAUGAAGAAGUAUGUAGUUCCAAAGUUGGAGAAUAUUGUCAUGGACGAAAAGAAGGUUCCACAUUCUAAGCUGAUGGAUCUGACAGAGAAAACAAUACUUUCCCCGACAAAGAUAAAUGUGAAGCUCAAGGCUGGAAAUGUGGACAUUUGUUACCCUCCUAUUUUCCAAAGUGGAGGCAAGUACGACCUUAGGCCUGGUGCUUUAAGCAAUGAUGAUGAUCUGCAUUAUGAUUCUGGAAGCCUUAUUGUGUGUGCGAUGGGGGCUAAGUACAGUGGUUACUGCUCCAAUGUCGCAAGAACCUUCCUGAUUGAUUGUUCUAUGGAAAAAUGCAAUGCGCACAAGGUCCUCCUCAAGGCGCAUGAUGCUGCUAUUGCUGCUUUGGCACCUGGUGGCAAGGCAAGAAUGAGUUACCAAGCUGCAGUUGAUGUGGUCAGAAGGGAAGCUCCUGAUCUUCUCCCCUUUCUUACCAAGUCAGGUGGAACAGGAAUUGGCAUUGAGUUCCGUGAAACUUGGCUCUCCUUGAAUGAGAAAAAUGAUCUGACACUGAGGGAAGGUAUGGAAAGGACAGAAGUAUUGACAGCUUUUGUCUCCAAAGACGAGGAUGAUGCCUUCUACUCAUUUGAUGAGGAAAAGAUAGGAUCACCUUCUUCCAAACCAGCACCAAAAACAGAGCGAAUGGCCCGGCUGAAUGUGAAGCCAGUGCUAAACGAAGAUAUGAUGCUCUCGCUGAAAGACAAUUUGCGAUCAAGUAGCCGGACGCCCAAGGAGGAUCUUAGGCGACAACUUCAGUCAGAAAUUUUACGCAAGAAAACUAAUAAGACAGCAAUGAGAAGUGAUGGUACCAACCAUAAUCUGUUGGAGGGACAUGGCCAGUUCAGAGCUAUGGGUGAACUAGUUGCAUACAAGAGUGCAAGUGACUUUCCCCGUGUUGAUCGGCUGGAGAUACAGGUGGACAAGCAGAAUGAGGCUAUCCUAUUACCAAUAUAUGGAUUUAUGGUCCCCUUCCAUGUGUGUACUGUGAAAAAAGCAGAAAUUCGUGGGGACAGUAAGAGAAGUGUUUAUGUUUCCAUUACAUUUAAUGUCCCAAACACUGUUUCCAGUCUCAAAGAUUCAGGCUUGCAGGCAAAUAUAAGGUUUCUUUUCUUGAAAGCAGUCACCUUCUUUUCAAGGGACAGAAGGCAUGCUGAAGAGGUGGUUCAAUGA
Molecule: messenger RNA, 1512 nt
Organism: Panicum virgatum (switchgrass)
Lineage: Eukaryota; Viridiplantae; Streptophyta; Magnoliopsida; Poales; Poaceae
Product: FACT complex subunit SPT16-like
Exons: 2
Coding region: 1-1512 (503 amino acids)
Biological process (GO): transcription elongation by RNA polymerase II; positive regulation of transcription elongation by RNA polymerase II
Cellular component (GO): FACT complex
Molecular function (GO): nucleosome binding
Source: RefSeq, a predicted model, not a curated record